Molecule: messenger RNA, 987 nt
Organism: Merops nubicus (carmine bee-eater)
Lineage: Eukaryota; Metazoa; Chordata; Aves; Coraciiformes; Meropidae
Gene: CTSS
Product: cathepsin S
Exons: 7
Biological process (GO): immune response
Cellular component (GO): lysosome
Molecular function (GO): cysteine-type endopeptidase activity
Source: RefSeq, a predicted model, not a curated record
CUCUUGGGUUCCAUCACCCUCCUCGCCACGCUGCUGGUGGCACUGGGACACCCCGACCCGGCUCUGGACUGGCACUGGAAGCUCUGGAAGACAACCUACGGCAAGGAAUAUCCCCAUCAGAAAGAGGAAGAGGAGCGGCGUGGGAUCUGGGAGGAGAACUUGAGGGUGGUGACCCUGCACAACCUGGAGCACUCCCUGGGGCUGCACUCCUACCAGCUGGGCAUGAACCACCUAGGAGACAUGACCAGCAAGGAAGUGGUGGCUUUGCUGACGGGGCUGAACGUUGCUCCUGGCUCCAAAAGGGUCUCCUGGAACCCACCACGAGCUGGGAGGCAGGUCCCAGACACGAUGGACUGGAGGGAGAAGGGCUGUGUCACCGAGGUGAAGAACCAGGGUUCCUGUGGGUCCUGCUGGGCCUUCAGCGCCGUGGGGGCCCUGGAGUGUCAGGUGAAGCUGAAGACAGGGCAGUUGGUGUCCCUCAGCACCCAGAACCUCGUCGACUGCUCCGUGAUGUACGGGAACAAGGGUUGCAGUGGUGGCUUCAUGACCAACGCCUUCCAGUACAUCAUCGACAACGAAGGGAUCGACUCGGAGGAGUCCUACCCCUACAAGGCUCAGAAUGGGACGUGUCAAUACAACGCUUCCACUCGAGCUGCCACCUGCUCCAAGUACGUGGAGCUGCCCUUUGGGGAUGAAGAAGCCCUGAAAGAUGCUGUGGCCAACGUUGGGCCAGUCUCUGUUGCCAUCGAUGCCACCCAGCCCACCUUCUUCUUGUACAGGUCAGGUGUCUACGAUGACCCCAAGUGCAGCCAGGAGGUGAACCACGCCGUGGUGGUCAUCGGCUACGGCACCCUGCAGGAGAAGGACUAUUGGCUAGUGAAGAACAGCUGGGGGUUGAGUUUUGGGGACCAGGGUUACAUCCGGAUGGCCAGGAACCACGCCAACCACUGUGGCAUCGCCAGCUACGCCUCCUACCCCCUGGUCUAG